UGACGCCUUCUGGUCCGGGGGCGGACGGUCAUAGAGCUGCUUGGCUGCAGGGAGGAGGAACUGGCAACUGGAAGGAGGCUGCAGAGAGGCCUGAAAGGCUGCGCAGCCACGCCAAGGGUUGGGGUUCAAGGUUGGGACGCGGCCAGGGUGUGUGUGUGAUAUGCUGCGGGGGUCGUGACCGCUUAGGGACCGAGGCAGGACCUGGCUGGACACAACCAGGAAACCUUGUGUUCAUCAGGCCUAAUUUAUAGCUGCAGGGUAGGCCUUACCAGAGGCUCCUUUCUGUGUCGCCGCCCCGGUUGCUACUUCUAUUCUCUGGCCAGGAGAUGGCCUCCCCAAGCCCCCCGCCGGAGCCAAAGGGGUUGCUGACAUUUGAGGAUGUGGCUGUGUUUUUUACCCAGGAGGAGUGGGAUUAUCUGGAUCCAGCUCAGAGAAGUCUGUAUAAAGAUGUCAUGAUGGAGAAUUAUGGAAACCUGGUCUCACUGGAUGUUUUGAACAGAGAUGAUGAGGAGCCAACUGUUAAACAAGAAAUUGAAGAAAUUGAGGAAGAAGUGGAACCACAAAGUGUAAUUGUUACAAGAAUCAAAAGUGAAAUUGACCAGGACCCCAUGGGAAGAGAAACCUUUGAACUUGUUGGUAGGUUAGAUAAACAGAGAGGGAUCUUCUUAUGGGAAAUACCAAGGGAAUCUUUGACCCAGGAACAGAGAAUGUUUAGAGGAAACACUAACAUUAUCCGUAAGAGACCAAACUCAGAAGAAAAAUGCCACAAAUGUGAAGAAUGUGGAAAGGGUUUUGUCCGCAAGGCCCAUUUCAUUCAACAUCAACGGGUCCAUACUGGUGAGAAACCUUUUCAGUGCAAUGAAUGUGGGAAAAGUUUCAGUCGCAGUUCAUUUGUUAUUGAACAUCAGAGAAUUCACACUGGGGAAAGGCCCUAUGAGUGUAAUUACUGUGGAAAAACCUUUAGUGUAAGCUCAACUCUUAUUAGACAUCAGAGAAUCCACACUGGAGAAAGACCCUAUCAAUGUAAUCAGUGUAAGCAGAGCUUUAGCCAGAGAAGGAGCCUUGUUAAACAUCAAAGAAUUCACACAGGUGAGAAGCCCCAUAAAUGCAGUGACUGUGGGAAAGCCUUCAGUUGGAAGUCACACCUUAUCGAGCAUCAGAGAACUCACACUGGUGAAAAACCCUAUCACUGUACCAAAUGUAAGAAAAGCUUUAGUAGAAAUUCAUUGCUUGUUGAACAUCAGAGAAUUCACACUGGGGAACGACCUCAUAAAUGUGGUGAAUGUGGGAAAGCCUUUAGACUAAGUACAUACCUUAUACAGCACCAAAAAAUUCACACGGGUGAGAAGCCUUUUCUUUGUAUUGAAUGUGGAAAAAGCUUCAGUCGGAGCUCAUUCCUUAUUGAACAUCAGAGGAUCCAUACUGGUGAACGACCUUAUCAGUGCAAAGAGUGUGGAAAAAGCUUUAGUCAGCUUUGCAAUCUAACUCGUCAUCAGAGAAUUCACACAGGAGACAAACCUCAUAAAUGUGAGGAAUGUGGAAAAGCCUUUAGUAGAAGCUCAGGUCUUAUUCAGCAUCAGAGAAUCCACACCAGGGAGAAGACUUAUCCAUACAAUGAAACUAAGGACAAUUUUGAUCCCAAUUGCAGUCUUGUUAUACAGCAGGAGGUUUAUCCUAAGGAAAAAUCUUACAAAUGUGAUGAAUGUGGCAAGACUUUUAGUGUAAGUGCUCAUCUUGUGCAACAUCAAAGAAUCCACACUGGAGAAAAGCCCUACCUAUGUACUGUUUGUGGGAAAAGCUUCAGUCGGAGCUCAUUUCUUAUUGAACAUCAGAGAAUCCACACUGGUGAGAGACCUUAUCUGUGCAGACAGUGUGGCAAAAGCUUCAGUCAGCUUUGUAAUCUGAUUCGACAUCAGGGUGUUCACACAGGAAAUAAACCCCAUAAAUGUGAUGAAUGUGGGAAGGCCUUUAGCCGGAACUCAGGUCUAAUUCAGCAUCAGAGAAUACACACGGGAGAGAAACCUUAUAAAUGUGAGAAGUGUGACAAAAGUUUUAGUCAACAGCGCAGCCUUGUCAACCAUCAGAAGAUCCAUGCAGAGGUGAAAACCCAAGAAACUCAUGAAUGUGAUGCUUGUGGUGAGGCCUUCAAUUGUCGCAUUUCUCUUAUUCAGCAUCAAAAAUUGCACACUGCAUGGAUGCAGUGAGUGUAAAAAAAAAAAAAAGCUCAGUUUAAUGUGAGACUGGCUACCCUAGCUACCCAAGUGCAGUUUUAAUAUGUAUCAUUUAAUGAUGAAGAAGAUUCUCCUUGGACUCAGGCAAAUGGUUCCUAAAGUUUCUGGGAAUGGUGGACAACUGUCCAUGUACAGUUGACUUCCAUUACUCUUUGUUUUGAUGAUCAUAGAAAAAGACCCGGAAAUUUAGCAUCUUUUUUUUUUUUUUUUUUUUUUUUUCCAGCAGAGAGGUUAAACUCAGAUUCAGAGCAUGGGGGAGUCAUUCUGAAGGACAAAAUCAAGUUAGUACAAGGGAACUGGGAGCAGCUGAUAUUAAAAAACUGAAAAUGAUUCAGUCUUCUUCUGCCAUCUCAUGUGAUGGUCCUUUCAGUUAUGUGAUGCAUUUGGCUCGGCAUGCCAAAGUCCAGUCAUUAAGCAUAUGUAAAUUGUCAAGGAAGCAAAGCCCAGGUGUUUUUUGAAACCAGUAUGCAGUUUUUUUCUUUUUUUUAAAGCCAGUUAUUUGGCUUGUGAGUUCAUGAAACGUAGUUCCCAGAUCUGUGAAAUGAGUGCACCUUUAACUUUACCUAUAAAGAUUAUGUGAAUAAUUAACAAACCUAGCAAAGGUGUUACCAAGGAACCUUUGGGAGUGCCUUUUUCCCCCUAAGAUGGGCCCAGAAGAGUGGAGGAAGAGACCAUGUUUUUGUGCCCUCUCUUCUAUGAAAGAUAACUUGUAGUCCUCUAUGAAUAAGCUUAUUCCUUUGCAACUAGAAGCAUGUGAAAGUGUACAUAUUUUGAUUAACAAGAAUUGGAAAUAAAAAGUCCUAGAGUCUGCUAGGAAGCUGAAAUAUUUUGGUAUUGCUUUGGUUCUUAUGGUAACUAGGUUUUGCAUGCAAUUUAAAAAUCCUUAUUUCUGGUUCUAAGGCUUCCCUUAAUGGUUAUUAUAAACCUAGUAAUCUGUUUUAAUCAUUAAA
Lepus europaeus (European hare) is the source of this 3181-nucleotide messenger RNA. It is a transcript of the gene ZNF189, whose product is annotated as zinc finger protein 189. Gene Ontology annotation, molecular function: RNA polymerase II cis-regulatory region sequence-specific DNA binding; DNA-binding transcription factor activity, RNA polymerase II-specific. Gene Ontology annotation, biological process: regulation of transcription by RNA polymerase II. Bases 327 to 2204 code for a protein of 625 amino acids. The record is from RefSeq and is a predicted model, not a curated record. The transcript is spliced from 3 exons. NCBI's taxonomy places the organism in Eukaryota, Metazoa, Chordata, Mammalia, Lagomorpha, Leporidae.